AUGGUAGAAUGUCAGCAUUUGACUGAAAUAUUUAGUAAUAAUUCGAAGAAAGAUGAAUUUUUAACAGUGUAUUACUCUACCAAAUCUACACUUUCAAGAACCUCCGUUCAAGAUAAAUUGAGAUAUACAAUGAUUUGUUCUGAAUGUCAUCAAUUAAACAAUGGUACCUCGUUUCUUUGUAUCCAAUGUGGUAAUUGUGGCUGCUGGAACGGCUCACAUUCCAUGAAUCAUUAUAAAUCAACAAAUCAUCCAUUUGGUGUAAAUUCUUUAAACGGCCUUUUAUAUUGUUUUCAUUGUAAUGAUUAUGUGUUUGUUGAAGAAUUACUUUUAACUCCAAAAAUUCAAAAAUAUUGGAAUAGAAUAUCCAAUGAAACAUCAAUUCCGACAUUAACUCAGGCACAUGGUUUAAAAGGGUUGGUAAAUAUGGGUUCUACAUGUUAUAUGAGUAGUAUUCUACAAUGUCUGAUGCAUAACCCCUUAUUUGUUGAUCUUUCUAUGAAAGGUGUUCACUAUAACUAUUGUAAAAUUCAAGAUCCUAUGAAAUGCAUGUCGUGUGCAAUAGAUAAUAUAAUUUCAGAAACGUAUGGAAAUAAAAAGACAACUCCAAAUGAAGGUCUAGUGGAUAUUUUGAAUUGUUCAUGGAGAGUAAAUAAAAAUUUGGCAGGUUACACUCAGCAAGAUGCCCAUGAAUUUUUACAAUUUAUAUUAAAUCAAAUGCAUAAUGAUUAUAAGUUAAAUGAAAUUCAUGAUACAAAUAAACAAGAAAUGAAUGGUACAGAUUUUAAAACAAUGGUAAACGGUAAUAGCAGUAAAGAGCAUCUUCACUUAUGCAAUUGCUUACCGCAUACCAUAUUUCAAGGCUUCUUAAAAAGUAUAAUAUCAUGUUCAGAAUGCAAAGCACAGUCUCAAACAACAAUAGAUCCAUACAUGGAUCUUUCAUUAGAUGUUAAAGGAAAAUCUACUCUUUAUGAAUGUUUAGAAAGCUUUCAUAGAACAGAACGAUUGCAUGAUUUCACUUAUAAUUGUAAAAAGUGUAACAAAUCACAAGAUGCAAAUAGGCAACUAAGCAUUUUGAAACUAGCCCCAAUAAUGGUGAUACAAUUAAAGAGAUUUGAACAUUUAAUUACUGGUUCAAGUGUAAAAAUAAAUGAUUUUGUAGAAUUUCCCUUGCAUUUAAAUAUGAAAUCAUUUUGUACAGCACCAACACCAGAUACUGAUCCAACAAAUUUGAAUGAAAAAACGAAUAAAAGUACCCCAGAUAUGAUUUAUGAAUUAACCGGGAUUGUUACUCAUAGAGGAACAGUGAAUGAAGGUCAUUACAUCACAUAUACAAAAACUGCAGACGGUGUAUGGUACCAAUUUAACGAUUCAGUAGUUAUGAAAGUUCCUCUGGAGCAAAUGUUGAAAGAACAAGCAUACCUUUUGAUAUAUACCAUAAGGCAAUUUAAUUAA
Molecule: messenger RNA, 1452 nt
Organism: Henningerozyma blattae CBS 6284
Lineage: Eukaryota; Fungi; Ascomycota; Saccharomycetes; Saccharomycetales; Saccharomycetaceae
Gene: UBP8
Product: ubiquitin-specific protease UBP8
Exons: 1
Coding region: 1-1452 (483 amino acids)
Biological process (GO): protein deubiquitination
Molecular function (GO): cysteine-type deubiquitinase activity; zinc ion binding
Source: RefSeq, a predicted model, not a curated record